AUGCUCGUUGGGUCGAUCGCUAUCUACGUUUGGGGACAAGUCAUGUACUUGUCGCCGUCGAUCCAGUUGAGCUUCAUGAACGCCAUCAGUCCGUUCUGGAGUGUUCCGUUGACCCCGCCACCUCCCGGUUCGGGGCUCAAGGCCUACGGACACUAUGAAAUGCUCGCUCCGACGUUCUUUGUGUUGUUCACGGUACUACCACUGCUCGCGAGUUUGAUCUUCUUCGAGUUUGUUCGCGACUACAACGUCCAUCGCCACACAGCACGUCGAGUAUUGGCGGUUUCAGCUUUGCUACGUCGGAAGCCUCCGCGUUUCAAGUCGAUCCCUGGUCUCCAAUGGAUGAAAGAGUAUUGCUAUGGAGAACUUCUCUUUAUCGCGUUCUUGGUCGUCGGCAACGUCGUCUUGUUCGUGUACGGAUGGAUCAAUCAACGUCGCGUUCUUCCUCGUCCAGGAGAUCCGUACGACUUCAACACAGUGCUAGAGCUCAGUGGGGUCGUGUUUGGCUACAGCUCUGUCUUCAACUUGGCGUUCGUCUUCCUGCCCUGUACACGACACUGCGCUUGGAUGGAGUUUUUCAACAUCUCGUACGCGAAUGGGGUCAAGUAUCAUCGCUGGCUUGGAAUGUUGUCUAUCUAUACUGCAGUUCUACACGCGAUACCAUUCUACUGGAUGUGGGCGCGUCAAGGUGUGCUAGCUAAGCAAGCACUACCGUGUUUUGACUGCCAGCUCGACUAUUGGCACAUUGGGUAUCCCAAGUGGUUCAACGUCUUCGGUGAGAUCUCGCUCUUCUUCAUGCUCGUCGUCACCUACACGUCGCACCCGUGGGUUCGUCGAAACCUCUUCGAAGUGUUCUACUACGUGCACCACCUGUACAUCCCCGCUGUGAUCUUCGCUGUGCUACAUUUCAACGUGAUCGUUUGGUGGCUGCUACCCACACUCGUCCUGUACCUGUCGAGUCGAGCGAUUUCCCGCUGGAACUCGCUUUUCCCAGUGCAAGUGCUUGAGUUUUCGUGCCUGCCUGAGGGUCUGGUCAAAAUUGUGCUCGCUCGGUCUACCACUGGCGGCUUUGACAUUGGACAGUUCGUGUACUUGAACGUGCCUGCUAUUUCCAAGCUGCAGUGGCACGCAUUUACCAUCAGUUCUUCACCUCGUACAAGUCCGACGUCUCUGACUAUUCUCGCCAAGUCGUUAGGAGACUGGACGCAGGACCUUGUUCAACACGCACAAGAAUGUCGAGAUAAAGACAAACUUCCACUUGUGUACAUGGACGGCUACUACGGUGCCUCACUCGCAGGAUACGACGAGUAUUCCACCGUGUGUCUCAUUGGCGGCGGUAUCGAUGCUACCCCACUGUUUGCUAUACUGGAGGAUAUGCGCUUUACACUGCGCUUCAAUCUGACUCGUACGCCUAGUAAGGUUAUGCUGGACACAUCGAUUGACUACGAGAGAUUACGAGGCAAGACCAGUAUCAUUCAACACACACACGCUCAGUCAGGGGGAUUUAUGAGGCUGCGUGGUACUCCGGCUCCUUUUAUCGAGCCGCUUCGCUCCAGAGGCGCUAAAAUCGUGCUGUACAUGGCAAUGUUUGUGCCGAUCACUUUGUUGGUAUUGUGGCUCGAAUUCGACAACGGAGUGUUGAUGGAUCACGGCAAGAAAACCCAGUAUUGGCCCCUGCAGAAUUUCGUGGAAAUCGGAGUUGUAUUCCUUAUCCCGAUCGUGGCUAUUCGACCAACCACACCAAGUUUAGAUGUUGGUGGCGAGGACCCACGUCUACGAACAUUGCGCGAUUUGGUGGAGAGGUAUGAUGUCACUUGUGGAACUCGGCCGAAUAUGGCCCAAAUUAUGCGAGAAGUGCUGGAGAUGCACAACUGCACAAGUGGAACACCGAUUGGGGUCUUCAUUUCGGGACCUGAGGCACUGAAGACUGCAACCGACGAUGCCAUUGCUGACUUAGGAACACACAACUUUGAUGUUUAUGAAGAGGAAUUCGAGCUUUAACGAGCUAAAAGAGUAUUACAUGUACCAGCACACAACAGAUAUUUUACUUC
Molecule: messenger RNA, 2048 nt
Organism: Phytophthora infestans T30-4
Lineage: Eukaryota; Oomycota; Peronosporomycetes; Peronosporales; Peronosporaceae
Exons: 3
Coding region: 1-1998 (665 amino acids)
Cellular component (GO): plasma membrane
Molecular function (GO): oxidoreductase activity
Source: RefSeq, a predicted model, not a curated record